AUGACAGGUCCUCGCACGAACCUCGGGGCCUGGAAACGCGAGGCGAAAGGCCUGGAAGCGCCCGGUGUAACCUUCGGAGACCGCUUCCUUGAGCUUGGCCAGUGGCGUUUGUGGGCUGAAGGCCAACGGCUUAUCUUAUCCCACCAAGCGGGGACCAGCGUCAAAGUUUACCAGUCUGAUGGCUCCAGCGCUGGACGCCGCUGCUGCAAUGCUUCAGGAAGUCCCGGCGCCUUGGCGGCCACUGCCUUCGCCCGCCCGGCGUCCAAAAUGGGAGGAGUGGCCUUUGGCGACCGCUUCCUGCAGAUUGGCCACUUCCGCUUGGGCGACGUGGACGGUGCGCACUUCGCCAUCUCUCACCCGGAUGGGCUCUCGGAGGUCCAUCACAGCGAUGGGACGCUCCUCCCCUCGGGCACAAGCUCUCUGACAACCCUGGGCCGUCGCCUGGAAGAGUGCCAGCCCCUCUGA
Molecule: messenger RNA, 465 nt
Organism: Symbiodinium necroappetens
Lineage: Eukaryota; Dinophyceae; Suessiales; Symbiodiniaceae
Source: the annotation of a GenBank genome assembly